Molecule: messenger RNA, 865 nt
Organism: Momordica charantia (bitter melon)
Lineage: Eukaryota; Viridiplantae; Streptophyta; Magnoliopsida; Cucurbitales; Cucurbitaceae
Source: RefSeq, a predicted model, not a curated record
CUCCAAUCUCCAUCAUCAGAUUUGGCAGAGUCCAAAUUUGAAGCAAUAAUGGAAAAGGGGAAUUGGGGAAGAACAAAAUUAAGAGAGGGGAGAAGGCAGGAGUAAGAGAAGGUCCACGCAACGUAACAAACCAAACCCCGCGACUGCGAAUUGAACGCCUCAUGCUCUCUCUCAAUUUCUCGUUUGAUUCGUCUGCCGCUGUGUAAAAUCCUCCAUCAUCGACCAUCGCCGUAGCUCCGUAGAGGGAAACUCAAGCUCUCGGGGCGCAGCGAUGAUUACUCGAUCGAAUCUGGUUGAGCAGUUGAGGGAAUACCAGAUUCGAUCCAAGCACGAGUGGGCUUCCGUCUCCUUCUUCUCCUCCACCUCCAAUAUUACAUCCUCAAGGGUGGAUGUUGUUAUUUUUGUAAUAUGGGAACUCAUAAUUCUAGCCUUCUUGGUGUUUUCGGCGGUUUCUUUAUAUUUUCGGCAUAUGCAGUUGGCUUUUAUUUUAGUAUGCAUCACAAUGUUGUUGCUUCUAUGCAUGAAAGUUACAAAGCAAGUGAGAUUGGCUAGGAAGAAGAAAAGAAGGAUGCUUCUUCCAUUGUCCAUGUGAUAAAACUGAUAGUAGAAGGAGAGAUAUACUACUCAAGUUUUCUUUUUUUUUUUUUUAUGUUCUAAAUGCACUGAAUUAUAUUAUAUUCACGAAAAUUAGAUUUGGUCAUUUCUCCUCCCUCCCCUCUUUGUUAUAUUGGGAUCUGUAAUGACAGGAAAGCUGCUUUGUCCAAAGAAAGAAAAGGAAUGAGAUGGAUGUGAUUAGUUUAGAAAUUUGUGAAACGCAUUCUUUUUUGAGAGUUUGGAUCAUAUUCAUGAUUUUUCCACUGAUUAA